UUAAUCUAUAAUGGACCUUAAGAAGAAACACUUUAAAGAAUCUCAAGUUAGUACCCAAGAAAUUGCAACGAGUACAGAAGUUUUUAAAAUAAUGAAAUUGAAGCAUUGACCUUCUUUGAUGGAGUUGUUCUAUCUUAAUAAUUGAUUAAUUUCACUCUUGCCAAAGCCAUCUUUCAAAGACUUAAAAAGAAUAAAUGUGCCCAUGCCUUCUGGGAAAACUGUUAGUAUUACGAAUAUAUCUCAGAGACAACUGCAAAGUAAAAGAAUAUUUGAAAAGUUACCUAAAAAUGUUGGAAAAACAUGAUUCAACUCCAUCUUUAACACUUACAGUUCCAAUUCAAAACUAGUGAAUAUCAGUAGAUUUAUGCCAGAUUUAGCUUCAAAAAUACUUCCUAGGGCAACUUCAGUGUUCAUGAUAAAUGGAUGGAAGCUCCAAAAAUAAAACUUUUCAAAGACUUAUUCAUGCUGCGUAUCAUCUUGAUAGUCUUUGGUUUGAUGAAUGCGCCAUAUUUUCAGAAGGAUUUAAGAUCACUCCUAAUAGAAAAUUUAAUAUCAAAGUAAUAGGAUUUGGUAAUUGAGGAGCCUCCCUUUUCAGCAAUUGGGAGAAUCAUCCUGAGAGAUUUGAAGAAAUCAUUAAAGGCAUUUCUGAGAGUCCAAACAUUAAAAGAUAUCUCAAAACAAUCCGCGUAACCUUAGCAAGCAUCAGUAGAAAACAAGUGCAUGAUAUCUUACAAAAGUACAACCCUGGGGGUAAAAUCACUUUCUAA
Molecule: messenger RNA, 767 nt
Organism: Moneuplotes crassus
Lineage: Eukaryota; Ciliophora; Spirotrichea; Euplotida; Euplotidae
Source: the annotation of a GenBank genome assembly